Aspergillus eucalypticola CBS 122712 is the source of this 260-nucleotide messenger RNA. RefSeq lists its product as uncharacterized. The transcript has a single exon. The annotation marks the transcript as partial. The record is from RefSeq and is a predicted model, not a curated record. NCBI's taxonomy places the organism in Eukaryota, Fungi, Ascomycota, Eurotiomycetes, Eurotiales, Aspergillaceae.
CUGCAGUCGCACACGGAAACAUGGGUCCAACCUUCAGAUCGGGUACAACAUCUAUGCCACACCAGUGUCCAAUAUCUCUCCUGAUGUCACAAACUAGGAACAGAAUUUGCCUUGCGUCGUUCCUUUCUCUCACCACAUUUGGUGGAGCUAUGCUUCUGAAGGUAUGCGUUAAUUGACUGUAUCCAAUGCACGCUCCUCAGGUCCACUCUGCCCACAUGAUGAAUCCUCAGGUGGGCCACAGGGCGUCAGCAAUCAGAUGG